This is a messenger RNA of Fusarium vanettenii 77-13-4, 555 nucleotides long. RefSeq lists its product as uncharacterized. The transcript has 4 exons. The record is from RefSeq and is a predicted model, not a curated record. NCBI's taxonomy places the organism in Eukaryota, Fungi, Ascomycota, Sordariomycetes, Hypocreales, Nectriaceae. The annotation marks the transcript as partial.
CCUAAGAAAAUAAUCUUAAAGAAAAAGCUUAAUCUAUUAUUAAUAGGGUUAUUUAUAGAUCUGACAUGGCCGCCUUGGGGUUCCUUAGCCCAGCUUCCUGAGUAUCUGGUGGACCAUACGGGCAAGACCACGGGGAUCGUUCCCCGUGACCAAAUCUGCUCCGCCUACGAAGCUCUCAUUGAAGUGUACCCGAGCUACCACCGGUCUCCCCCCCUUCUCUACACACUCCUCUCCGUUCCGCCACCCAGUGAUGCAGACACCGACAUUGCCUCUCACAAUGCGCGAACCAACGCCAUCCUCACUGCGCUCGGCCGCAAGACAGAGCCUCACUAUCAGGCCAAGGCGUCCAGCUCCCCGGGAAGCACGAGUCGCAAGAAGGCCCAGCAGGCGAUCGAUGCCUGGAGCAAACCUGCGGCUGUUCUGUUGAUUCCACAAGUCCAGAUUGUGUAUGACACCGAGGUUGUGGGUCCAGUCUUGGAGGGCAGAACCGUGCAGAAGGUGUUGAUGCGGGAGGAGAUGUGUGGGAAGAGGUGGGCACAGAAUGGCAAGAAUUGA